AUGGAUCACAGUGUAAUCUAUUCGACAAUAUACACCUCCGCCAUUGAUGGGAUGCAAAAGGAAUUCGAUGUACCAAGGACUGUCGUAUUGCUAGGAUUGACGACCAAUCUGUUUGGUAUUGCCCUUGGAUCAGUCAUUCUUUCCUCCUUGUCGGAAAUCUACGGUCGUCGUCCACUAUAUCUCAUCUCGGUACUCUUGUUUGGUGUCUUGAUCUUACCCGUGGCUCUCGCCACAAACGUUGAAGCUAUCCUUAUCAGUAGGUUUCUCGGGGGGUUUUUCGGAGGCAGUGUAAUCUCUAGCUCCCCGGGAAGCGUUACUGAUAUAACGGACGAUCGAUAUCGCGCUUUGGCGAUAAGUUGCUGGAGCCUUGGUGCAAUGAACGGCCCGGUACUAGGGGGUAUGAUUGGCGGCUUUGUCUACCAGUAUCUUGGCUGGCGCUGGAUAAAUUGGCUUGUCCUCAUCUGUUCUGGGUUCAAUUUUCUCCUAAUACUUUUAGUCAAAGAGACUUACACGCCGAGUCUUCUUCGGAAACGAACCAAGAGGAUGCAAGAACAGACAGGUGAUCAAAGAUGGUGGUGUCAGUUUGAUCAUAAAGAGGCGGUGACUGGGUUCCAAGUCAUCAAGACAAACCUAGCCCGACCACUUCACAUGAUUGUCUUCGAGCCAAUUGUUUUCUGGAAUCUUUACUUAGGUGUGGUCUAUGCAGUGCUCUUCCUCUGUUUUGUAGCCUACCCGAUAGUAUUUCAAGAGCUUCGUGGCUGGGAACCAGGCCUUGCUGGACUAAGCUACUGUGGUAUUGGAACAGGAACUGCAAUUGCUGUGGCAUCAGAGCCACUUAUUCGGCGAAUUGUCGCUAUGCAUUCUCUAGAUCCAAGAACAGGAUGCCCUGCACCCGAAGCAGCCGUGCUUGCCGUGGGUAUAGGAAGCGUUCUGAUUCCACUUGGGGAGCUUUGGUUCGCCUGGACCGCACAACCAUCAAUGGUCCAUUGGAUAUACCCAAUUCUUGCUGGUAUCCCCUUUGGUCUUGGUAACAGCUUGGUCUUUAUAUAUGCUACCAACUAUAUAGCUGGAAGUUAUACGCAGUAUGCGGCAUCUGCACUUGCCGGUAAUUCGAUUGUGCGAUUUGGUCUUGCUGGACUUCUUCCCCUUGCUGGGUCUAAGAUGUAUAGCACUUUAGGUGCUAAAUGGGCUGGGACAACGCUAGCUCUCAUCGAAGUCAUGUUGAUUCCGAUCCCUUUCGUCUUCUACAAAUACGGCGACAAGAUCAGAAUGCGAAGCCACAUGAUCCCCAAGACAUUUGAAGGACCCAGAUAG
Molecule: messenger RNA, 1314 nt
Organism: Penicillium soppii
Lineage: Eukaryota; Fungi; Ascomycota; Eurotiomycetes; Eurotiales; Aspergillaceae
Product: MFS transporter
Exons: 3
Coding region: 1-1314 (437 amino acids)
Biological process (GO): transmembrane transport
Molecular function (GO): transmembrane transporter activity
Source: RefSeq, a predicted model, not a curated record